Molecule: messenger RNA, 1155 nt
Organism: Leguminivora glycinivorella
Lineage: Eukaryota; Metazoa; Arthropoda; Insecta; Lepidoptera; Tortricidae
Product: hemolymph lipopolysaccharide-binding protein-like
Exons: 6
Coding region: 105-1019 (304 amino acids)
Source: RefSeq, a predicted model, not a curated record
UGUCAGUAAUGUCGUUAUGAGAACGUUUAUUAUAUAAAAUAUUCCAUAAACAAAAUAACUGUCGGAUUAUUAAUUAAGUUAUAGGUAUCUCAAUUUUGUAAAACAUGUGUAAAACGUAUUGUUUUAUAUUAACUAGUGUGAUUUUGUUGCAAGGCAAAGCGACAGGCGGUCCUGUUAGAAUGGGCUACGAAUAUAUGCCAGAAGAGGACGCGUGGCUGCGCUUGCACAUCGAACCCGCGAUCUGGCCUGACGCACGACUGCGCUGCCAUCUCGAAGGUGGCGCCCUGGCUUCUCCGACAACCAGCGCGAUGACCAAAGCGUUGGUAGCAAUGUUGGCCGCCAACAAGAUGACCAUGCGCCACGCUUACAUAGGAGUACAUGCCUUACUUUCCAAGGGAGAGUUCAUGAGCAUGGAAGGGAUUCCGAUGGGCAACCUCUCCGCUCGAUGGCGUGAAGGGGAGCCCAACAAUAUGAAGAACGAGGAGGACUGCGUGGUGUUGGACGGUGCAGGCGAGGCGAUAGACGUCAGCUGCAGUACCCCUCGUCCGUACUUCUGCCGCAAGGAGAGUACUAGGAUGAUUGUCAACAAGUGUGGAACUACAGCUGAUGGUUACAAACUUGAGCCCCGCACUGGUAGCUGCUAUAAGUUCCACCUGGUACCAAGGACCUGGCACCGAGCCGCCAUGGCGUGCCAAGCCGAGGGGGGGCACUUGGCGGUCAUUAAUAGCAACAAGGAAGCGCAAGCGCUGAAGGAUAUUUUUGGGGAGCACCCUAUAACUAGUAUAAAAGGGGGCAACGUGUUGGAAGCGAACGUGGGAAUCUGGGAUUGGAAUGAACAUGGCGAGUGGUUGACAAUUUUUGGUCAGACAUUGUCCGAGGCCGGAUACGAAGGCUGGCGUCAUAAUGAGCCGAACAAUGUCGAGAAGGAGUUUUGCGGUGCGAUUGACCGCGAUGGCUACCUCAACAAUUGUCCGUGUGAUAGAUUUGCCCUGUUUAUAUGCGAGGUGACACCUAAAUAAACCUACGUCCUUAAGUGUCUUGACAUUAAGCUGAGUGGAGACCCCUUCGGUGAUGCUUAACAACAAAUUAGUCGUAAUGUCUAUGUAGGUAAUUCCUAAAUUUAAGCGUUUUCUGAAUAAAUUUAUUCUUCCUUUC